CCUCCGGCCGCCUCUGCCGCCGCGCGCCGCAGCAGCGCCGCCUUCCCUGCGCAGUCGGUGUCUCGGCGUCGCUGGGUGGGACUUGGCUUUGCGGUCAUGGGCAAGCAGAACAGCAAGCUGCGGCCAGAGAUGCUGCAGGACCUGCGAGAGAACACAGAGUUCUCGGAGCUGGAGCUUCAGGAGUGGUACAAGGGCUUCCUCAAGGACUGCCCCACGGGCAUCCUCAACGUGGAUGAGUUCAAGAAAAUCUACGCCAACUUCUUCCCCUAUGGCGACGCCUCCAAGUUCGCGGAGCAUGUCUUCCGCACCUUUGACACCAACAGCGACGGGACCAUCGAUUUCCGGGAGUUCAUCAUCGCGCUGAGUGUGACCUCCCGCGGCCGCCUAGAACAGAAGCUCAUGUGGGCCUUCAGCAUGUAUGACCUGGAUGGCAAUGGCUACAUCAGCAGAGAGGAGAUGCUGGAGAUUGUGCAGGCCAUUUACAAGAUGGUUUCAUCUGUGAUGAAGAUGCCGGAGGACGAGUCGACCCCGGAAAAGAGGACUGAGAAAAUCUUCCGCCAAAUGGACACCAACAACGACGGCAAGCUGUCCCUGGAGGAGUUCAUCCGCGGGGCGAAGAGCGACCCGUCCAUCGUGCGCCUGCUGCAGUGCGACCCCAGCAGCGCCUCCCAGUUCUGAGGAGAGAAGACAGGCCCCCCCAUCCCUGCCUUCACCGGUCCCAC
Messenger RNA from Octodon degus (degu), 722 nucleotides. It is a transcript of the gene Hpca, whose product is annotated as hippocalcin. The transcript has 4 exons. The coding region runs from base 97 to 678 and encodes 193 amino acids. Gene Ontology annotation, molecular function: calcium ion binding. The record is from RefSeq and is a predicted model, not a curated record. Lineage: Eukaryota; Metazoa; Chordata; Mammalia; Rodentia; Octodontidae.